Messenger RNA from Rotaria socialis, 909 nucleotides. The record is from the annotation of a GenBank genome assembly. Lineage: Eukaryota; Metazoa; Rotifera; Eurotatoria; Philodinida; Philodinidae.
AUGUUUUAUAGAUAUUUAUCAGUUGGUCAUAUUAUGUAUUUUUUCUUAAAUAUUCAAAAGAUUAUUACAGAUACAAAUGGAUUUAUUUGUCCUAAAGAUGGUCGUUGGCCGCAUCCAGCUGAUUGUGAAAAAUUUUAUACUUGUAAUGCAGGAAUGGGUGUCGAGGCUUGGUGUGGCAAUGGUAUGACAUACGAUAGUCAACAUCAGCGUUGUGAUUUAUCAAGAAAUAUCGAUUGUAAUAAUGGUGAAAGACCUAAACGUAUACUAUAUUCAGAAUUACAAACUGAAAUUGUAACAGAACCUAUUGUUAUAUCAACUACACCUAGCUUAUCUCAAAAUGGCAUAGAACCAAACAAAAACGAUAAGGCAACAAUUGGAUUAACAACUCUUCUAUCAAAUAAAUUAGUUUAUAGUAGAAUGUUAUCACCAAUCUAUGGUUUGAUUGAACAUAGCCCAUGCCUGUUUCAAGGAAAUAAACCCGAUCAAUAUAAUUGUCAAUCUUAUUUUAUAUGUAAAGAUGAAGUUGUAACACGUGUACAAUGCCCUGAUAAACAUUUAUUUGAUGAAUAUCUUAAUUCGUGUAAUGAUUAUAGAAAGGUCUUCUGUGGAAAUCGACCGAUAGAUAUAGGCAGCAAUGAUCCAUGUUCGGGUCAACCGAAUGGUUGGUAUGCUGAUUAUGGAAAUCAAUGUCGUUCAUAUUAUUUAUGUACAGAACAACGUAAAGCUAAAAUGGAUGAAUGUCCUAUUGGAUCAAGAUGGAAUCCGCAUGGACUUCGAUGCGAUGACCCAAGAUAUAUUGCUACGCCUUGUGGAUACCGGAGUAAUAAUAAUGAUGCCUCUUUAUUAGGUCAUCAUCAUCAUUAUUCGACUAUAUUCAUGACUAUUUCUUUUUUCUUGUUAAGAGUCUAA